This is a messenger RNA of Closterium sp. Yama58-4, 522 nucleotides long. Lineage: Eukaryota; Viridiplantae; Streptophyta; Zygnematophyceae; Desmidiales; Closteriaceae. The record is from the annotation of a GenBank genome assembly.
AUGAUCUCCGCGGGUGCUGAUGCGAUUGAGAAUGAGGAGGCGGGGGAUGUGCCUUGUGUUGCUGCUGCAGCGACAGGACCAACAUAUAAGGCUCCUCAAAAGUCGGCGUGUGCUGAUACGAUUGAGAAUGAGGAGGGGGGGAUGUGCCUUGUGUUGCUGCAGGCCUUCAACAUUCUGCUGGAUAUUUACAGGAAGAACAAUCUCUUUGCUGACGUGGCAUGGGUGAUGGAUGAGCUGGCAGCGAGCGGGAUCAAGCCCGACGUGAUAACGUGGAACACCCUGAUUUGCUGCUACGGUCAGGCCCAAAUGCUGCCGAAAGUCGAGGCUACAGUAGAGGCGAAGCGGAGAUCCGGCUGCCGCCCGAAUCGGCGCACCUACAACGGUCUGAUCGACGCAUUUGGACGGUGCGGAUCGGCCGCUGACACAGCAGCGGUGUUCGAGGCGAUAAAGUGCGCCUGCCAUGGGGUAACGUGGCUGACUUGCAUCCUUUCGAGCACAGACAUGCAUCAUUCAUGGAGGUAA